This is a messenger RNA of Corylus avellana, 4033 nucleotides long. Its product is annotated as disease resistance protein RPV1. Gene Ontology annotation, biological process: defense response; signal transduction. Gene Ontology annotation, molecular function: ADP binding. NCBI's taxonomy places the organism in Eukaryota, Viridiplantae, Streptophyta, Magnoliopsida, Fagales, Betulaceae. The record is from RefSeq and is a predicted model, not a curated record.
CGUAGAGGAACAAGGUGGUGAUUCGGCACCUGCCAACGUCUCCGCCUAACUCCGAUCUCUUCCUUCGCGUCGACGAAAAUUCGCUCGCCGCUGCAUCUGGCUCUCUUUCCGCCCCGGAAAAAAAACAACUGAUCAAAACACGGGUGAAGAAAAUUGAAUCUGCAAAUCUGGGAUCAGCAGAAACUACGAAGGUUCGUAGAGGUGUAAUUUAUCCUAAUUAAUUUCACACUCACACAUUGGAGAAGGUACGGUCGGGAACUUGCCAAGAAGUUUCUCAUCUUUCUUGGAGCUCUCUACUGAGUAGUAUUCACUCAUACAUACAGAAUGACUUCUUCCAUGACCUUCCGAGGAGCCUCUUCAUCUUCAUAUUUCACCCGUCCAUGGACUUACGAUGUAUUCUUGAGUUUUAGAGGCGAAGAUAUUCGCAACAAUUUUACUGCCCAUCUAUACGACGCUUUGCAUUCAAAUGGAAACAGCACCUUCAUGGAUGAUGAGCUUAGAAGAGGAGAGGAAAUUUCACCGGUACUUGUCAAAGCCAUUGAAGCGUCAAGGAUUUCAAUCAUUGUACUCUCAAAAAAUUAUGCAUCAUCCCCUCGUUGCUUGGAUGAGCUGAUGACGAUCCUUGAGUGCAGGAAAACAAAGAAACAAUUGGUUCUACCGUUGUUUUACAACAUAGAUCCUUCAGAUGUGCGGCAUCAGAGAAAGAGUGUUGGAGAAGCAUUGGCUAAACUUCAAGACAGGUUCAAGGAUGACACAAAAGUGAAGAUGUGGAAGACAGCCCUAACAGAAGUGGCCAAUUUGUCCGGGUGGCAUUUAGGGAACGGGAAUGGAUCUAAAUUUGUUAACCAAAUUGUUCAAGUGGUCUCAAGAAUAGUAAAUCGUACAUACUUAUAUGUUGCCAAGCAUCCAGUUGGAGUAGAGUCUCGUGUACAAGACAUUGAUGUCCUUUUAAGUAUUGGGAUGAAUGACAUACGCAUGGUAGGGAUCUUUGGAAUUGGUGGAAUCGGUAAGACAACUAUCGCCAAAGCGAUUUAUAACUUGAUUGCUUAUCAGUUUGAAUACAGUUGUUUUCUUGCAAAUGUUAGAGAAACUUCAAUGCGAGAGUGCGGUAUGGUACAAUUGCAAGAGAAACUUCUUUUUGAUAUCCUAGGAGUCUCAAGAUUGAAGGUUAGCAAUGUUGAUCGGGGAAUCAAUGUGAUAAAGGAGAGGCUUUGUUGUAAAAGGGUUCUUUUAGUUCUUGAUGAUGUGGAUCAGGUGGUCCAAUUAGAAACAUUAGCCGGUGGAUGUGAUUGGUUUGGUUUAGGAAGUAGAAUCAUCAUAACGACAAGAGAUAAACAUUUACUAACUAAGCAUAAAGUUGACUUAACAUACAAGGUGAAGGAAUUGGAUCACAAUGAAGCUCUUCAGCUCUUUAGUUGGAACGCCUUCAAAAGUGAGAAACCUAAAGAGGAUUUUAUGGAACUCACAAAACAUGCAAUAUAUUAUGCUGGGGGUCUUCCACUAGCUUUAACAGUGCUAGGUUCGGAUCUAUAUGGUAGAGAUAUAGAUCAUUGGAAAAGUGCGUUGGAAAAAUACAAAAGAAUUCCUGAGAAAAAUAUCCAAGAAAAACUUAAAAUAAGUUAUGAUGGAUUGGAAGAAAGCGAGAAGAAUAUUUUCCUUGACAUUGCAUGUUUCUUCAAAGGAGAGCAUGUAGAAUAUGUCAUUAAAAUACUAGACAAUUGUGGAUUCUCUCCAGAUAUUGGUAUCGUUGUGCUUAUGGACAAGUCUCUCAUAACUAUUGAUGAGAGUAAUGCGUUAGUGAUGCAUGACUUGCUACAAGAAAUGGGUAGAGAAAUUGUUCGCCAAGAAUCACCCAAAGAACCUGGCAAACGCAGUAGAUUAUGGUUUCACGAAGACGUUCGUUAUGUAUUAGAAGAAAAUAUGGAAACAAACAAAGUGGAAGGCAUAUUGGUAGAGUUGCCUAAACAAGACUUGAUACGUUUGAGUUCCAAAGCCUUCAUGAAGAUGAAAAGUCUCAGACUGUUUAUAAAUCGUAAUGCACGCUUUUCUAGAGGGCCCAAUAAUCUCUCUAAUGAAUUAAGAUUGCUUGAUUGGCCCGAAUAUCCUUCACAAUCUUUGCCAUCCAAUUUUCAUGGAAAGAAACUCGUUGCUUUUAGAAUGUGUUCUAGCCUCUUCAAGGAACUGGGGAAGGAAUUCAAGAAUUUCCAAAACUUGACAGUUAUGGAUUUCUCCGAUUGUCAAUUCCUAACGAAAAUCCCAGAUCUUUCAAGAAACCCAAAUUUAGAGGACUUGAAUCUUGAUAAUUGUACAAAUUUAGCUGAGGUUCAUCAUUCUGUUGGAUUCCUUGAUAAGCUUGCUUAUUUAAAUCUUGGUGGAUGCUCUAACCUGAAGAGUUUUCCAAAAAGCCUCAAGUUGAGAUCUCUUGAAGAGCUAGACCUUCAAGGUUGCUCAAGUCUUCAGAACUUUCCUGAAAUUGAGUGUAAAAUGGAAUGUUUAACAAGUAUUAAAUUAGGCUACACUGCUAUAAAAGAAUUGCCUUCAUCCAUUGGGUACCUCACUGGGCUUCACCAUUUAUAUCUAGAAGGGUGCAAAAACCUUAUGAAUCUGCCAAGUAGCAUUUUUCAGUUGCAACAUCUAGAGACUCUUCAUCUCAAAAGUUGUUUAGAAGUUGUUGAGCUUCCAAAGAUGGUGAGGGGUAAAAGACUAUCCAUGCCAUCUACUCUGUCUACAGGGGAAUAUGAAAUUUCAUCAAGUGUGGAAUUACUCCCAUUAUCGCCUCGAACAAAUUCAACCAUUUCUAAUGAUGAUUGUUCCUCAAUAGCAUUUCCAUCACUGCGAGAUUUGGAUCUUAGAAAUUGUCCUCUGUUAAAAUCAGAUUUCCUUAUGAUGCUUAAUUGUUUUUCCACCUUGAGACAGCUAGAUUUAUCCAAGACUGAUAUUGUUAGUCUUCCUGCAUGCAUAAAUAGAUUUGUUAGAUUGAGGAGACUUCGAUUGGAGUAUUGCAAGCAACUUAAAGAAAUUGUAGAACUUCCGCCAAAUGUAGAAAAUGUACAUGCUAAUGGAUGCAUGGCAUUGGAAAGUUUUCCGAAAGUAUCAGAAAAAUUUCAAUUCAAUACAUGCAACUUACAAGCGCCAAGAUGGAUUGAUUUGUCUGAGUGUCAUAAAAUGCUUGUGAAUAUAGGGAAUCAUGUGGCAAAACCUUUAUUGGAGGGAUAUCUUAAGCAGCAUGAAUUUGGCAUUAUAUUUCCAGGAAAUAGUAUUCCGGACUGGUUCGACCAUCAUAAGGAGACUUCAAAUAGUAGUUCAUGUGAAAUAGAUAUUAACGGGCUCUUGCAUUCAGAUGAGAUCAGAGGAAUUGCGAUAUGUGCUGUUAUUGGACCCUUUCUUGCUGUAACCUUAGAAGAAACCCCCCUUCCUCUUGUUAGUGUUAAGAUCAUUAGUAAUGGUGUCCAAAUGUCUACAGGAACUAGAAUACUUGAUCCAAUGGGCUCAGAGCAUGUAUGGCUGGAGUACGAAACUUUUGACGUAAAGGCAGACAAUCUGAGAGUUAAGUUCCACAGUAAUUCAGAAUCAGUGUUCUUUACAAGUUGUGGAGCCCAUCUGGUAUACAAGCAUAGAGAGAAUGCGAAAAAUGAUGAUCCAAGAAUGCUCCUUGAGGUUGGUGAUGUCCAUUUGGGUGCACCAGAUGAAGGAAUUGAAAAUUAUGUAAUGGAUGGUACUCAGCUUUCCAAGAGGUAUCGCGAAGACGACGAUAGCGACUUAGAAUCCAAUUGGUACCCACAACAGAAGAGGCCUUCUUCAACCCUGGGCAUCAGAAUUUCAGAUUUGGAGGAUACACUACUCGGUGAGUCACAACUAAACCAAUCAAAUCACUCUCAACACUAAAACUUGCCCAGUUUUUCUUAACUAAGGACUGCCUAAAUGAACAAAGAGCCUUUGCUAUUGUAUUAAUAGAAGUAUCAUGAUGUACAAUUACAUAAGGAUUAGAACUGCUGUUGUGUAGAAGAUAAAUCUGAUUUCUUUUUCAAUCUUA